Messenger RNA from Mugil cephalus (flathead mullet), 3197 nucleotides. It is a transcript of the gene nlrc3l1, whose product is annotated as NLR family, CARD domain containing 3-like 1. Bases 148 to 2418 code for a protein of 756 amino acids. The transcript has 7 exons. The record is from RefSeq and is a predicted model, not a curated record. Lineage: Eukaryota; Metazoa; Chordata; Actinopteri; Mugiliformes; Mugilidae.
GAAGAAGAAGAAGAAGAAGAAACGACUUCCUGGUGUGGUAGAGUUUCAUCUCAUGCAGGUCCUGACAGGUUUCACACCCUGAGACCAUCCUUGCUAAACAGAAAGUGAUCACUGCUGGUGUCAUCAGCUGACCCUCCCUGUGAAAUCAUGGAUGACACUGAUGAGGCGAUGGCCACGCAAUCAGACAGCUCCUCCAUUGGGGAAGCAGUAUCUGGUAGAGGAGAAAACGUGCCUGAGGGAGAAGAAGAAGAUGACCUGUACUACAUCCCUCCGAGGAGACCUUCUCUCGACCUGGGAGAGAAUUCAAUGGAUAUUAGCAACCGGCAUUAUGUGGAACAGGCCUUGACACCAGCUCAGAGCUACAGAUCAAUGACAAGCGAGGAGGACUCAGAUGAAAUGGGAGAUGACCAGGAGUGUUCCACAGGGAUCCAGCUGGACAGAGCAGAUUCAUACUCUAGCUGCUACUCCUUUGACAGUGACGACUGUGAAAAAAGAGCUCCAAAGAUUAAAACCAAAGAUGCAGUCUCAGAACCUGCUGAAACACUUGAGUUAAUCCAAGACCCAGAAGCAGUUAGUCAUCCGUCUCUUACAGUGGGAUUCACUCUCAAGGCCAUUUGUAGUACCUUUAAGGAGAUGUCAGUCGAAGAGUUUUGGAGAUUCAAGAGGAUGCUGUGGAAGUAUUACCCGCAGUUAUUCACCACUUCUUUCCAAAGCAUGGACAUGCUGGACCUUGGGGACCGGUUACUCGAGUGUUACAGCCUUCAACUGGCUUUGCAGAUCACCAAAACCAUUCUUGUCAAGAUAGGGCAAAAAACGAUGGUUGACUUUCUGCAGACUUUGUGCAUCAGAAAUGAGGUACAAUACGAUUUGAAAGAGGCUCUGAAGAAGAAAUAUAGUGAAGUAUGUCUAGAUUUGGCCAUGGAGGGAGAAAAGAGGCCCCUUGAUGAGGUCUUCACUAAUCUUUACAUCUCAUCAAACCCAAAUAAUGGCCCAAAUAUUGAACAUGAGGCAGUGACCAUAAAAAGGCUGGACACCAACCAAGGGCCAGGAAAUCUUAUUUCUUCUAAGGAUAUUUUUACCGCGGAAAGCCUGGAAAAUCAGCCACACAUAAAGAUAAUAUUGGUCACUGGUGUGGCGGGAUCAGGGAAGUCCAUGAUGGUCAGAAGGUUAGCCCUUGAUUGGGCUGAAGAACGGUCACACCAGCACAUUGCUUUUGUAUUUCCCUUGUCAUUCAGAGAGCUCAAACAGUUUGAGGGCUCAAAAGUCUCCCUUCAGGACAUAAUACAGCAAAUCUACCCGGAAACCAAAAAAUUAAGAACUGAGGAUUAUAGAUCCAGUGAGUGCAAAAUGCUGUUUGUCUUUGAUGGUCUAGAUGAGUACACUGGGAAGGUUGACUUUGAAAAUACUGAGCUUCUGUGUGACUACGCUGAUCCUACCACCCUGAAAGUCAUCGUGGUCAACGUCAUGAGAGGGCGGCUGCUCUACAGCAACCUGUCUGUGGUCACCACUCGACCACAAGUACACAGCUGCAUCCCUUGGGAUACGUUUCACCAACAGAUAGAAGUGCGGGGCUUCUGUGACCCUGAUAAGGAUGAGUACUUUAAAAAGAGGUUUAAGGACCCAAAUCAGGCGACUCAAGUUAUUGCAUAUGUCAACUCUAUCAAAAGCCUCCGCAUCAUGUGCCACUUGCCUCUGUUCUGCUCAUUAGUGGCCGAUGAGUGCCAGCGCAUAUUUCAGCAACGGGGGACACAGGUAGAGCUGCCAAGGAGCAUCACCUACAUGUACACGAAGCUGAUGCUUGUGCUCAUACGACAGCUUCGCACAGUUAGAGCUUCAAAAUGGAGCCCAGAUGAAGAACUGGAAUUCCUUAUGAAACUUGGAAAGCAGGCCUUGAACAUGCUGGAAAAGGACCAGUUCCGUGUAACCAUGUGGGAUUGGAAAGAGCUUCAAAUCAGUGAAAGGGAGGCCGUGGUUAACAGUGGGCUGUGCACACAAUACCUGGUAAAGCCACACGUCUUGUUCCAUGAGAAAGUCUUGAGCUUUAUCCACCCCACCAUGCAGGAGUACCUGGCCGCUCUUUAUGUGUUUCUCCUUUUUAGGAUCGAGGGGAAAAAUGUUUUUGAUCAGAAAGGGAAAUUCAUGGGGGUGUUCAAGGGUUCCAAGUCAAAGGAACUGUACAAAUGUGCUUUGGACAUGAGUCUCCCGUGCGAGGAUGGCAGAUGGGACUUUUUCCUGCGUUUCCUCUUUGGAAUGGCCCAAAAAAGCAACUUUGAACUUCUUCAGCCGUUCCAUCCCUCUUCUUUAAAGUGGUCACCUGUCGAAGAUGCUGCUGCAGUUAUCAACAAGAAGAUCAAAGACAAGCAGUAUCCCAACAAGGUCAGCAACUUGCAGCAGUGCCUGGUGGAGCUGGGUGUGUGAACAUCAGGUUCAUUGUGUGGUUCAUCUUCUACACACUGCUCAAGCUCAACACUAAAUUCCAAGAGGAGAACGCAGAGAUCUGUGUUGCAUGAAGACAGGCACAUUUUCACUACAUGAGAACGGGAUGUACCAACGUAAACACUAUUGACGACUUCGAGAAUUUAACAGCCAAACACAAUUUGUUUCAGAGCUCCUCUGAUCCACUGAUGUACCAAAGCUGGAAAUAGAAUCUUUUAAAUAGUGAGGAUGGUGUGGUUUUCUGUGUGUGGAUCAUAUGUUAAUGUGCCUUUUUUGUGUUUGUGGGUUUUUUGUUAUGAAAUGCAGGUAUGGUUUAAGACUUUUGAUAGACAUCAUAAAUCAUUGCUACCAUUUCUCUUAACUCCACUGCUGUGGUUGCGAUUACAUGCACUUAAGAUUGGCUGCACAACUAAGCAAAUGGUGAACAUAACUAUUGCCUUGUGUAACAUUUUGCACUACUAAAUUAGUCAGUUUUACCUGCUUCUUGGCUGCUAGCAAUAUUGUGUUUUUAUGGAAUUCAGCAAUCGCUUGGAACGAUGGUCGUUUAUCCUACAGGACUCAAACACAUCCAUCACAGCUGUAGUUUACAUGCAGCUGUUUUUUUUUUAACUUUUAUAGCAUAGCCUGCAUAUAAUUUAUUUCUAAUGACUUUUGUAAUACCUGUUUUUAGCAAAUGUUUCCAACAUAACUGUGGUACAUCAGUAAACCCUGCAUUCUGCCUAUAAAUCAUGUUGGCCUACAAAUAAAUAAAGGAAAAACUG